Messenger RNA from Eurytemora carolleeae, 1143 nucleotides. RefSeq lists its product as uncharacterized. Bases 1 to 1143 code for a protein of 380 amino acids. The record is from RefSeq and is a predicted model, not a curated record. NCBI's taxonomy places the organism in Eukaryota, Metazoa, Arthropoda, Copepoda, Calanoida, Temoridae. The transcript has 5 exons.
AUGGCGAUGCCAGAUUCACAAGGAAGAGAUGAUGGUUUGAAGGGAAGAGAUGAUGAUUUGAAUGGACGAGAUGAUGGUUUGAAUGGAAGAGAUGAUGGUUUGAAGGGAAGAGAUGAUGGUUUGAAGGGAAGAGAUGAUGGUUUGAAGGGAAGUGAUGAUGGUUUGAAGGGAAGAGAUGAUGUUUUGAAGAGAAGAGAUGAUGGUUUGAAGGGAAGAGAUGAUGGUUUGAAGGGAAGAGAUGAUGGUUUGAAGGGAAGAGAUGAUGUUUUGAAGAGAAGAGAUGAUGGUUUGAAGGUAAGAGAUGAUGUUUUGAAGGGAAGAGAGGAUAGUUUGAAGGGAAGAGAUGAUGUUUUAAAGGGAAGAGAUGAUGGUUUGAAUGUAAGAGAUGAUGUUUUGAAGGGAAGAGAUGAUGGUUUGAAGGUAAGAGAUGAUGGUAUGAAGGGAAGAGAUGAUGGUUUGAAGAGAAGAGAUGGUGGUUUGAAAGGAAGAGAUGAUGGUUUGAAGGAAGGGGGUGAUGGCUUAAUGGGAAGAGAUGAUGAUGGUUUGAGGGAAAGAGAUGAUGGUUUGAAGGGAAGAGAUGAUGUUUUGAAGGGAAGAGAUGAUGUUUUGAAGGGAAGAGAUGAUGUUUUGAAGGGAAGAGAUGAUGGUUUGAAGGGAAGAGAUGAUGGUUUGAAGGGAAGAGAUGAUGGUUUGAAGGGAAGAUAUGAUGGUUUGAAGGGAAGAUAUGAUGCUUUGAAGGGAAGAGAUGAUGGUUUGAAGGGAAGAGAUGAUGGUAUGAAGGGAAGAGAUGAUGGUUUGAAGAGAAGAGAUGGUGGUUUGAAGGAAUGGGGUGAUGGCUUUAUGGGAAUAGAUGAUGAUGGUUUGAAGGGAAGAGAUGAUAGUUUGAAUGGAAGAGAUUAUGGUUUGAAGGGAAUUAGCAUGGGAAGAGAUACUCGUUUGAAGGGAAGAGAUGAUGGUUUGAAUGUAAGAGAUGAUGGUUUGAAGGGAAGAGAUACAGGUUUGAAGGGAAGAGAUACUGGUUUGAAGGGAAACGAUGAUGGUUUGAAUGGAAGAGAUAAUGGUUUGAAGGGAAAAGAAGAUGGUUUGAAGGGAAGAGAUAAUGGUUUGAAGGGAAGAAAUGAUGGUUUAAAAGGGAAGAAAUGA